Messenger RNA from Linum trigynum, 9097 nucleotides. The record is from the annotation of a GenBank genome assembly. NCBI's taxonomy places the organism in Eukaryota, Viridiplantae, Streptophyta, Magnoliopsida, Malpighiales, Linaceae.
CGUAAUUUCUUGGGCGACGAAAGGCAAUUUUCUUUGGAUAUUGAAGGCUACAGAUCACGGAUUCGGCCUGAGGCUAUUCUCCAACGAUGAUUGAGUCCAUUAAGCACCGAUUUGGGCGGAUUUAUCCCGGGUCAAUUUUUGGCAGAUUCCAAAGGGUUACCAUCACAAAUUUCGGGCGAUUUAUCCGAAAUGCCAUUUUCUUUCGAUUGUGGAGGCUACAGAUCACGGUAUCAGGCCGAGGCUAUUCUCCACCGAUAAUGAAGUCUAUUGAUCCUAUUCUCCACGAAUGAUAAGUCCGUUAAGCAUCGUUUUGGGACAAUUUAUUUUCGGAUGGCAUUUUCGUAAUUUCUUGGGCGACGAAAGGCCAUUUUCUUUGGAUAUUGAAGGCUACAGAUCACGGAUUCGGCCUGAGGCUAUUCUCCAACGAUGAUAGAGUCCAUUAAGCACCGAUUUGGGCGGAUUUAUUCCGGGCAAUUUUUGAUAGAUUCCUAAGGGGUACCAUCACAGAUUUCGGGCGAUUUAUCCGAAAUGCCAUUUUCUUUCGAUUCUUGAGGCUACAGAUCACGGAAUCAGGCCGAGCCUAUUCUCCACCGAUAAUGAAGUCUAUUGAUCCUAUUCUCCACGAAUGAUAAGUCCGUUAAGCAUCGAUUUGGGCCAAUUUAUUUUCGGAUGGCAUUUUCGUAAUUUCUUGGGCGAGGAAAGGCCAUUUUCUUUGGAUAUUGAAGGCUACAGAUCACGGAUUCGGCCUGAGGCUAUUCUCCAACGAUGAUUGAGUCCAUUAAGCACCGAUUUGGGCGGAUUUAUUCCGGGUCAAUUUUUGGCAGAUUCCAAAGGGGUACCAUCACAGAUUUCGGGCGAUUUAUCCGAAAUGCCAUUUUCUUUUGAUUCUGGAGGCUACAGAUCACGGAAUCAAGCCGAGGCUAUUCUCCACCGAUAAUGAAGUCUAUUGAUCCUAUUCUCCACGAAUGAUAAGUCCGUUAACCAUCGAUUUGGGCCAAUUUAUUUUCGGAUAGCAUUUUCGUAAUUUCUUGGGCGACGAAAGGCCAUUUUCUUUGGAUAUUGAAGGCUACAGAUCACGGAUUCGGCCUAAGGCUAUUCUCCAACGAUGAUUGAGUCCAUUAAGCACCGAUUUGGGCGGGUUUAUUCCGGGUCAAUUUUUGGCAGAUUCCAAAGGGGUACCAUCACAGAUUUCGUUAUCCGAAAUGACAUUUUCUUUCGAUUCUGGAGGCUACAUAUCACGGAAUCAGGCCGAGGCUAUUCUCCACCGAUAAUGAAGUCUAUUGAACCUAUUCUCCACGAAUAAUAAGUCCGUUAAGCAUCGAUUUGGGCCAAUUUAUUGUCGGAUGGCUUUUUCGUAAUUUCUUGGGCGACGAAAGGCCAUUUUCUUUGGAUAUUGUAGGCUACAGAUCACGAAUUUGGCCUGAGGCUAUUCUCCAACGAUGAUUGAGUCCAUUAAGCACCAAUUUGGGCCGAUUUAUUCCAGGUCAGUUUUUGGCAGAUUCCAAAGGGGUACCAUCACAGAUUUCGGGCGAUUUAUCCGAAAUGCCAUUUUCUUUCGAUUCUGGAGGCUACAUAUCACGGAAUCAGGCCAAGGCUAUUCUCCACCGAUAAUGAAGUCUAUUGAUCCUAUUCUCCACGAAUGAUAAGUCCGUUAAGCAUCGAUUUGUGCCAAUUUAUUGUCGGAUGGCAUUUUCGUAAUUUCUUGGGCGACGAAAGGCCAUUUUCUUUGGAUAUUGAAGGCUACAGAUCACGGAUUCGGCCUAAGGCUAUUCUCCAACGAUGAUUGAGUCCAUUAAGCACCGAUUUGGGCGGAUUUAUCCCGGGUCAAUUUUUGGCAGAUUCCAAAGGGUUACCAUCACAAAUUUCGGGCGAUUUAUCCGAAAUACCAUUUUCUUUCGAUUCUUGAGGCUACAGAUCACGGAAUCAGGCCGAGGCUAUUCUCCACCGAUAAUGAAGUCUAUUGAUCCUAUUCUCCACGAAUGAUAAGUCCGUUAAGCAUCGAUUUGGGCCAAUUUAUUUUCAGAUGGCAUUUUCGUAAUUUCUUGGGCGACGAAAGGCCAUUUUCUUUGGAUAUUGUAGGCUACAGAUCACGGAUUCGGCCUGAGGCUAUUCUCCAACGAUGAUAGAGUCCAUUAAGCACCGAUUUGGGCGGAUUUAUUCCGGGCAAUUUUUGGCAGAUUCCAAAGGGUUACCAUCACAAAUUUCGGGCGAUUUAUCCGAAAUACCAUUUUCUUUCGAUUCUGGAGGCUACAGAUCACGGAAUCAGGCCGAGGCUAUUCUCCACCGAUAAUGAAGUCUAUUGAUCCUAUUCUCCACGAAUAAUAAGUCCGUUAAGCAUCGAUUUAGGCCAAUUUAUUGUCGGAUGGCAUUUUCGUAAUUUCUUGGGCGACGAAAGGCCAUUUUCUUUGGAUAUUGUAGGCUACAGAUCACGAAUUUGGCCUGAGGCUAUUCUCCAACGAUGAUUGAGUCCAUUAAGCACCAAUUUGGGCGGAUUUAUUCCAGGUCAAUUUUUGGCAGAUUCCAAAGGGGUACCGUCACAGAUUUCGGGCGAUUUAUCCGAAAUACCAUUUUCUUUCGAUUCUGGAGGCUACAUAUCACGGAAUCAGGCCAAGGCUAUUCUCCACCGAUAAUGAAGUCUAUUGAUCCUAUUCUCCACGAAUGAUAAGUCCGUUAAGCAUCGAUUUGUGCCAAUUUAUUGUCGGAUGGCAUUUUCGUAAUUUCUUGGGCGACGAAAGGCCAUUUUCUUUGGAUAUUGAAGGCUACAGAUCACGGAUUUGGCCUGAGGCUAUUCUCCAACGAUGAUUGAGUCCAUUAAGCACCGAUUUGGGCGGAUUUAUCCCGGGUCAAUUUUUGGCAGAUUCCAAAGGGUUACCAUCACAAAUUUCGGGCGAUUUAUCCGAAAUACCAUUUUCUUUCGAUUCUGGAGGCUACAUAUCACGGAAUCAGGCCGAGGCUAUUAUCCACCGAUAAUUAAGUCUCUUGAUCCUAUUAUCCACGUAUGAUAAGUCCGUUAAGCAUCGAUUUGGGCCAACUUAUUGUCGGAUGGCAUUUUCGUAAUUUCGUGAGCUACGAAAGGCCAUUUUCUUUGGAUAUUGAAGGCUACAGAUCACGGAUUCGGCCUGAGGCUAUUCUCCAACGAUGAUUGAGUCGAUUAAGCACCGAUUUGGGCGGUUUUAUUCCGGGUCAAUUUUUGGCAGAUUCCAAAGGGAUACCAUCACAGAUUUCGGGCGAUUUAUCCGAAUUUCCAUUUUCUUUUGAUUCUGGAGGCUACAGAUCACGGAAUCAGGACGAGGCUAUUCUCCACCGAUAAUGAAGUCUAUUGAUCCUAUUCUCCACGAAUGAUAAGUCCGUUAAGCAUCGAUUUGGGCCAAUCUAUUGUCGGAUGGCAUUUUCGUAAUUUCUUGGGCGACGCAAGGCCAUUUUCUUUGGAUAUUGAAGGCUACAGAUCACGGAUUCGGCCUGGGGCUAUUCUCCAACGAUGAUUGAGUCCAUUAAGCACCGAUUUGUGCGGAUUUAUCCCGGGUCAAUUUUUGGCAGAUUCCAAAGGGUCACCAUCACAAAUUUCGGGCGAUUUAUCCGAAAUGCCAUUUUCUUUCGAUUCUGGAGGCUACAGAUCACGGAAUCAGGCCGAGGCUAUUCUCCACCGAUAAUGAAGUCUAUUGAUCCUAUUCUCCACGAAUGAUAAGUCCGUUAACCAUCGAUUUGGGCCAAUUUAUUUUCGGAUGGCAUUUUCGUAAUUUCUUGGGCGACGAAAGGCCAUUUUCUUUGGAUAUUGAAGGCUACAGAUCACGGAUUCGGCCUAAGGCUAUUCUCCAACGAUGAUUGAGUCCAUUAAGCACCGAUUUGGGCGGGUUUAUUCCGGGUCAAUUUUUGGCAGAUUCCAAAGGGGUACCAUCACAGAUUUCGUUAUCCGAAAUGACAUUUUCUUUCGAUUCUGGUGGCUACAGAUCACGGAAUCAGGCCGAGGCUAUUCUCCACCGAUAAUGAAGUCUAUUGAUCCUAUUCUCCACGAAUAAUAAGUCCGUUAAGCAUCGAUUUGGGCCAAUUUAUUGUCGGAUGGCAUUUUCGUAAUUUCUUGGGCGACGAAAGGCCAUUUUCUUUGGAUAUUGUAGGCUACAGAUCACGAAUUUGGCCUGAGGCUAUUCUCCAACGAUGAUUGAGUCCAUUAAGCACCAAUUUGGGCGGAUUUAUUCCAGGUCAAUUUUUGGCAGAUUCCAAAGGGGUACCAUCACAGAUUUCGGGCGAUUUAUCCGAAAUGCCAUUUUCUUUCGAUUCUGGAGGCUACAUAUCACGGAAUCAGGCCAAGGCUAUUCUCCACCGAUAAUGAAGUCUAUUGAUCCUAUUCUCCACGAAUGAUAAGUCCGUUAAGCAUCGAUUUGUGCCAAAUUAUUGUCGGAUGGCAUUUUCGUAAUUUCUUGGGCGACGAAAGGCCAUUUUCUUUGGAUAUUGAAGGCUACAGAUCACGGAUUCGGCCUGAGGCUAUUCUCCAACGAUGAUUGAGUCCAUUAAGCACCGAUUUGGGCGGAUUUAUCCCGGGUCAAUUUUUGGCAGAUUCCAAAGGGUUACCAUCACAAAUUUCGGGCGAUUUAUCCGAAAUACCAUUUUCUUUCGAUUCUGGAGGCUACAGAUCACGGAAUCAGGCCGAGGCUAUUCUCCACUGAUAAUGAAGUCUAUUGAUCCUAUUCUCCACGAAUGAUAAGUCCGUUAAGCAUCGAUUUGGGCCAAUUUAUUUUCAGAUGGCAUUUUCGUAAUUUCUUGGGCGACGAAAGGCCAUUUUCUUUGGAUAUUGUAGGCUACAGAUCACGGAUUCGGCCUGAGGCUAUUCUCCAACGAUGAUAGAGUCCAUUAAGCACCGAUUUGGGCGGAUUUAUUCCGGGCAAUUUUUGGCAGAUUCCAAAGGGUUACCAUCACAAAUUUCGGGCGAUUUAUCCGAAAUACCAUUUUCUUUCGAUUCUGGAGGCUACAGAUCACGGAAUCAGGCCGAGGCUAUUCUCCACCGAUAAUGAAGUCUAUUGAUCCUAUUCUCCACGAAUGAUAAGUCCGUUAAGCAUCGAUUUGGGCCAAUUUAUUUUCAGAUGGCAUUUUCGUAAUUUCUUGGGCGACGAAAGGCCAUUUUCUUUGGAUAUUGUAGGCUACAGAUCACGGAUUCGGCCUGAGGCUAUUCUCCAACGAUGAUAGAGUCCAUUAAGCACCGAUUUGGGCGGAUUUAUUCCGGGCAAUUUUUGGCAGAUUCCAAAGGGGUACCAUCACAGAUUUCGGGCGAUUUAUCCGAAAUGCCAUUUUCUUUCGAUUCUUGAGGCUACAGAUCACGGAAUCAGGCCGAGCCUAUUCUCCACCGAUAAUGAAGUCUAUUGAUCCUAUUCUCCACGAAUGAUAAGUCCGUUAAGCAUCGAUUUGGGCCAAUUUAUUUUCGGAUGGCAUUUUCGUAAUUUCUUGGGCGACGAAAGGCCAUUUUCUUUGGAUAUUGAAGGCUACAGAUCACGGAUUCGGCCUGAGGCUAUUCUCCAACGAUGAUGGAGUCCAUUAAGCACUGAUUUGGGAGGAUUUAUUUCGGGUCAAUUUUUGGCAGAUUCCAAAGGGGUACCAUCACAGAUUUUGGGCGAUUUAUCCGAAAUGCCAUUUUCUUUCGAUUCUGGAGGCUACAGAUCACGGAAUCAGGCCGAGGCUAUUCUCCACCGAUAAUGAAGUCUCUUGAUCCUAUUAUCCACGUAUGAUAAGUCCGUUAAGCAUCGAUUUGGGCCAACUUAUUGUCGGAUGGCAUUUUCGUAAUUUCGUGGGCUACGAAAGGCCAUUUUCUUUGGAUAUUGAAUGCUACAGAUCACGGAUUCGGCCUGAGGCUAUUCUCCAACGAUGAUUGAGUCGAUUAAGCACCGAUUUGGGCGGUUUUAUUCUGGGUCAAUUUUUGGCAGAUUCCAAAGGGAUACCAUCACAGAUUUCGGGCGAUUUAUCCGAAUUUCCAUUUUCUUUCGAUUCUGGAGGCUACAGAUCACGGAAUCAGGCCGAGGCUAUUCUCCACCGAUAAUGAAGUCUAUUGAUCCUAUUCUCCACGAAUGAUAAGUCCGUUAAGCAUCGAUUUGGGCCAAUUUAUUUUCAGAUGGCAUUUUCGUAAUUUCUUGGGCGACGAAAGGCCAUUUUCUUUGGAUAUUGUAGGCUACAGAUCACGGAUUCGGCCUGAGGCUAUUCUCCAACGAUGAUAGAGUCCAUUAAGCACCGAUUUGGGCGGAUUUAUUCCGGGCAAUUUUUGGCAGAUUCCAAAGGGGUACCAUCACAGAUUUCGGGCGAUUUAUCCGAAAUGCCAUUUUCUUUCGAUUCUUGAGGCUACAGAUCACGGAAUCAGGCCGAGCCUAUUCUCCACCGAUAAUGAAGUCUAUUGAUCCUAUUCUCCACGAAUGAUAAGUCCGUUAAGCAUCGAUUUGGGCCAAUUUAUUUUCGGAUGGCAUUUUCGUAAUUUCUUGGGCGACGAAAGGCCAUUUUCUUUGGAUAUUGAAGGCUACAGAUCACGGAUUCGGCCUGAGGCUAUUCUCCAACGAUGAUGGAGUCCAUUAAGCACCGAUUUGGGAGGAUUUAUUUCGGGUCAAUUUUUGGCAGAUUCCAAAGGGGUACCAUCACAGAUUUUGGGCGAUUUAUCCGAAAUGCCAUUUUCUUUCGAUUCUGGAGGCUACAGAUCACGGAAUCAGGCCGAGGCUAUUCUCCACCGAUAAUGAAGUCUCUUGAUCCUAUUAUCCACGUAUGAUAAGUCCGUUAAGCAUCAAUUUGGGCCGACUUAUUGUCGGAUGGCAUUUUCGUAAUUUCGUGGGCUACGAAAGGCCAUUUUCUUUGGAUAUUGAAUGCUACAGAUCACGGAUUCGGCCUGAGGCUAUUCUCCAACGAUGAUUGAGUCGAUUAAGCACCGAUUUGGGCGGUUUUAUUCCGGGUCAAUUUUUGGCAGAUUCCAAAGGGAUACCAUCACAAAUUUCGGGCGAUUUAUCCGAAUUUCCAUUUUCUUUCGAUUCUGGAGGCUACAGAUCACGGAAUCAGGCCGAGGCUAUUCUCCACCGAUAAUGAAGUCUAUUGAUCCUAUUCUCCACGAAUGAUAAGUCCGUUAAGCAUCGAUUUGGGCCAAUUUAUUUUCAGAUGGCAUUUUCGUAAUUUCUUGGGCGACGAAAGGCCAUUUUCUUUGGAUAUUGUAGGCUACAGAUCACGGAUUCGGCCUGAGGCUAUUCUCCAACGAUGAUAGAGUCCAUUAAGCACCGAUUUGGGCGGAUUUAUUCCGGGCAAUUUUUGGCAGAUUCCAAAGGGGUACCAUCACAGAUUUCGGGCGAUUUAUCCGAAAUGCCAUUUUCUUUCGAUUCUUGAGGCUACAGAUCACGGAAUCAGGCCGAGCCUAUUCUCCACCGAUAAUGAAGUCUAUUGAUCCUAUUCUCCACGAAUGAUAAGUCCGUUAAGUAUCGAUUUGGGCCAAUUUAUUUUCGGAUGGCAUUUUCGUAAUUUCUUGGGCGACGAAAGGCCAUUUUCUUUGGAUAUUGAAGGCUACAGAUCACGGAUUCGGCCUGAGGCUAUUCUCCAACGAUGAUAGAGUCCAUUAAGCACCGAUUUGGGCGGAUUUAUUCCGGGCAAUUUUUGACAGAUUCCAAAGGGGUACCAUCACAGAUUUCGGGCGAUUUAUCUGAAAUGCCAUUUUCUUUUGAUUCUGGAGGCUACAGAUCACGGAAUCAGGCCGAGGCUAUUCUCCACCGAUAAUGAAGUCUAUUGAUCCUAUUCUCCACGUAUGAUAAGUCCGUUAAGCAUCGAUUUGGGCCAAUUUAUUUUCAGAUGGCAUUUUCGUAAUUUCUUGGGCGACGAAAGGCCAUUUUCUUUGGAUAUUGAAGGCUACAGAUCACGGAUUCGGCCUGAGGCUAUUCUCCAACGAUGAUUGAGUACAUUAAGCACUGAUUUGGGCGGGUUUAUUUCGGGUCAAUUUUUGGCAGAUUCGAAAGGGGGUACCAUCACAGAUUUCGGGCGAUUUAUCCGAAAUGCCAUUUUCUUUAGAUUCUGGAGACUACAGAUCAUGGAAUCAGGCCGAGGCUAUUCUCCACCGAUAAUGAAGUCUAUUGAUCCUAUUCUCCACGAAUGAUAAGUCCGUUAAGCAUCGAUUUGGGCCAAUUUAUUUUCGGAUGGCAUUUUCGUAAUUUCUUGGGUGACGAAAGGCCAUUUUCUUUGGAUAUUGAAGGCUACAGAUCAAGGAUUCAGCCUGAGGCUAUUCUCCAACGAUAGUUGAGUCCAUUAAGCACCGAUUUGGGCGGAUUUAUCCCGGGUCAAUUUUUGGCAGAUUCCAAAGGGUCACCAUCACAAAUUUCGGGCGAUUUAUCCGAAAUGCCAUUUUCUUUCGAUUCUGGAGGCUACAGAUCACGGAAUCAGGCCGAGGCUAUUCUCCACCGAUAAUGAAGUCUAUUGAUCCUAUUCUCCACGAAUGAUAAGUCCGUUAAGCAUCGAUUUGGGCCAAUUUAUUUUCGGAUGGCAUUUUCGUAAUUUCUUGGGCGACGAAAGGCCAUUUUCUUUGGAUAUUGAAGGCUACAGAUCACGGAUUCGGCCUGAGGCUAUUCUCCAACGAUGAUAGAGUCCAUUAAGCACCGAUUUGGGCGGAUUUAUUCCGGGCAAUUUUUGACAGAUUCCAAAGGGGUACCAUCACAGAUUUCGGGCGAUUUAUCUGAAAUGCCAUUUUCUUUUGAUUCUGGAGGCUACAGAUCACGGAAUCAGGCCGAGGCUAUUCUCCACCGAUAAUGAAGUCUAUUGAUCCUAUUCUCCACGUAUGAUAAGUCCGUUAAGCAUCGAUUUGGGCCAAUUUAUUUUCAGAUGGCAUUUUCGUAAUUUCUUGGGCGACGAAAGGCCAUUUUCUUUGGAUAUUGAAGGCUACAGAUCACGGAUUCGGCCUGAGGCUAUUCUCCAACGAUGAUUGAGUCCAUUAUGCACCGAUUUGGGCGGAUUUAUUCCGGGUCAAUUUUUGGCAGAUUGCAAAGGGGUACCAUCACAGAUUUUGGGCAAUUUUUCCGAAAUGCCAUUUUCUUUCUAUUCUGGAGGCUACAGAUCACAGAAUCUUGUCGAGGCUAUUCUCCACCGAUAAUGAAGUCUAUUGAUCCUA